Messenger RNA from Parnassius mnemosyne (clouded apollo), 894 nucleotides. NCBI's taxonomy places the organism in Eukaryota, Metazoa, Arthropoda, Insecta, Lepidoptera, Papilionidae. The record is from the annotation of a GenBank genome assembly.
AUGCCGUUUGGAUUGUGCAAUGCUCCAGCAACGUUUGAAAGGUUGAUGGAGCUUGUACUUACCGGGCUAAUUGGAGAUGCCUGUCUGGUCUAUUUGGAUGACAUCAUCAUCGUAGGCCGUACGUUUGAGGAACACCUUCAAAACCUGGAACGCGUGCUCGUGAAGAUCCAGAGUGCCAACCUCAAGUUGAGUCCGAAGAAGUGCUCACUAUUCAAACGGCAAGUUAGUUUUUUGGGGUAUGUAGUGUCGGAAGAAGGUAUCCGCACGGAUCCAGAGAAAAUUGCCGCUGUCAAGGAGUGGCCGGUUCCAAAAGACAAGACACAGGUUAGAGCAUUUUUGGGUUUGUGCUCUUAUUAUCGGCGAUUUGUGAAGAACUUUGCAGAUAUAGCCAAACCUCUGCACAAGGUAACCGAGGAGAAGCGACAUUUCUGCUGGGAUAAAAGUUGCAAUAUUGCAUUCCAGGAGCUCAAGAACCGUCUGUGCAAAACACCUAUUUUGGGGUACCCUGAUGCGGGCAAGGAAUUCAUAGUUGACACAGACGCAAGUGAUAUAGGACUUGGCGGAGUGUUGUCUCAACGGAAUGGUGAUCAAGAGAUUGUGAUAGCGUACUUCAGCAAGUCGUUGUCAAAGCCGGAAAGAAACUAUUGUGUCACAAGACGGGAAUUGCUUGCUGUGGUAAAGUCCUUGCAGCAUUUUAGCAAAUAUCUCCUGGGGCAGAAAAACUACUUACGAAGUGACCAUGCUGCACUGAAAUGGCUAUUGCAGUUCAAAAAUCCGGAAGGACAAGUUGCGAGAUGGAUUGAACUACUACAGGAAUACGACUUUGUGAUCGAACAUCGCAGCGGGAAAUCUCAUGGCAAUGCAGAUGCAUUAUCAAGAAGACCUUGCCCUUAA